Molecule: messenger RNA, 1890 nt
Organism: Trematomus bernacchii (emerald rockcod)
Lineage: Eukaryota; Metazoa; Chordata; Actinopteri; Perciformes; Nototheniidae
Gene: ptpn22
Product: protein tyrosine phosphatase non-receptor type 22
Exons: 17
Coding region: 193-1653 (486 amino acids)
Biological process (GO): peptidyl-tyrosine dephosphorylation
Cellular component (GO): nucleus; cytoplasm
Molecular function (GO): non-membrane spanning protein tyrosine phosphatase activity
Source: RefSeq, a predicted model, not a curated record
UUGUAAUCUGACCACAAGAACCUGUUUGCUGCUUCCUCUAACGCGCCUCACAUGUUCCCUCACAACAGUUCCUCCAUGGAACGACUAACACGAGUGCUCUGUGCAGCAGCAGAAAGGCCCUGAUCCAGAGACUCUAGACCUCCAGGACUUUGACCCCUGACCCCCUGACAUGCCUGAGAGAGGAGUCCCAUCAUGGAGCAGCAGGCCUGUAUUCUGAGGAGCUUCCUGUCGCAGCUGAAGAGCCAGGAGGCGGCGGACGGCAUCGCCGGGGAGUUCACUAAGUUGAAGUGCCAGUCGAUGAAGUACCGGUCCGACCGGACGUUCCCAACAAAGACGGCAGAGAAACAGGAGAACAGCAAGAAGAACCGCUACAAGGACAUCGUGCCCUUCGACUACACCAGAGUGAAGCUCACUCUCACCUCGAGUAAAAAUGACAACGAGUACAUCAACGCCAGUUUCAUCAAGGGGAUCUCGGGGUCUCGGGCUUACAUCGCCACGCAGGGUCCGCUGCCUCACACCGUGCUGGACUUCCUCAGGAUGCUCUGGGAAUACGACAUAAAGGUCGUGGUGAUGGCCUGUCGAGAAUUUGAGAUGGGAAAGAAGAAGUGUGAGCGUUACUGGCCUGAAGAACAGGAUCAGCAGUUUGUCUGCGAGCCGUUCACAGUUUACUGCGACUCUGAGGACAUAAAAGGAGAUUAUCUGACCAGGAUGUUACGGGUGACUUAUGGCAACUGUAGUCGCACCGUGCAGCAGCUGCAGUACUUCAACUGGCCGGAUCACGGCGUGCCGGACUCCGUCCCCCCGAUCCUGGACAUGCUGCAGGAGAUGAGGUCGUACCAGGAGCACGACGACGUGCCCUUCUGCAUCCACUGCAGUGCCGGCUGUGGGAGGACGGGCGUUCUGUGUGUCAUCGAUUACACCUGGAGCCUCCUGAAGAAACAGAUGAUCCCUGCAGAUUUCAAUAUCUUCGACAUCGUGCAGAGCAUGAGGACUCAGAGGCCGUCCGUGGUUCAAACUAAGGAACAAUACGAGCUGGUGUACAGGACGAUCCGGCUGCUGUUUGAGAGGUUCCUGCAGGAGGAGCAGAGCGUCAGAGAAAUAGCGAGGGUCUCUCCCUCUGCUCCCCCCAACACAGAGAGCUCCCUCUCAGACCUCAGUGAUGAAGAGGAGCAGCUUCAUCAGUGCCAGCUGCUGCAGCAGGAGGAAGAGCACUCUCACUCCCUGCCCACUCCAGCAGGAAACUACAUUACCCAGAAGGCCACGGUGCUGCAGGAGGGGGUCCGUCUGAUGGUGGAGGAUCCGUACUUCGACACCCCGAUGAGUUCCCCGUCCUCAGAGGACUCGAAGUGGACCGCCAGCCCCUUGUUUAGCCCCCCCGCCCUGCACCUGAACGACCAGGAGCUGAACUCACCUGUCGCAGUGACUCCUGGUCCUGGCAGAGAUGAUGAAGAGGACGCUCCUCCUCUUCCUCAACGAACCCCUGAGUCCUUUGAGAUGGCUGCAGGUCCAGGUCGCUCUCCGGCAGAGAGACAGGAGCUGAUGAGCGUUCAGACGUUCCAACACAACCAGGAGCCCGCCCCCUCCUCUGAUUGGCUGAUGGUCAUCAUCCCUCCAAACGCUGCUGCUGGAGGCUCUCAGGGAGUUAGGAGGUAACCCCCCCUCACCUGUGCCCCCUCUCCCAGAGAGAACACCCUGAGUCCUUCGAGCUGGCCCUCGAUGAAGCCUUGGUGCAGCAGAGGUCAGAGGUCGGAGGUCAGAGGUCAGAGGUCACGGCGACCCGGAGCCGGAUCGGCACGUCUUCAGAGUGGAGCUCCUCUUCCUCCUCCUCUUCAUCACCUCACACCGAGAGCAGAGCCUGGAUCAGGAGCAAGAGUAUGAAAGCCAAGGUGA